GGGGAGCGGGGUGGAGCGCGCGGGGAGGAGGCAGCCGCGCUGGGAGGAGUCUGCAAACUUUCAGCGCGAGGGCAUUGUGGGAAGCAGCCAUGGUCUAAACCUCACCUGUCAGCCGCGCCGGCUCCUGCGCUCGCCUCUUGCCCUCGCUUCUCGAGUGCUCCUAGCUAGCACGGCGGGGGCGGCGGCAGCACCGCCACAAUGAUACAUUUCAUAUUGCUCUUCAGUCGACAAGGGAAAUUACGGCUGCAGAAAUGGUACGUCACUCUCCCUGACAAAGAGAGGAAGAAGAUCACCCGAGAAAUUGUUCAGAUUAUUCUCUCCCGUGGUCACAGGACAAGCAGUUUUAUUGACUGGAAGGAGCUAAAACUUGUUUAUAAAAGGUAUGCUAGUUUAUAUUUUUGCUGUGCAGUAGACAAUCAGGACAAUGAACUCUUGACGCUAGAGAUUGUGCAUCGUUACGUGGAGCUGCUGGACAAAUAUUUUGGAAAUGUCUGCGAGCUGGAUAUUAUCUUUAAUUUUGAAAAGGCUUAUUUCAUCCUGGACGAGUUUAUAAUAGGUGGAGAAAUUCAGGAAACAUCCAAGAAAAUUGCUGUCAAAGCCAUUGAAGACUCUGAUAUGUUACAAGAGACAUUGGAAGAAUACAUGAACAAGCCUACAUUUUAACUGGAAAUCUACCUGAAGACUGGAGCCCACAUGUUAUGAAGCUGUAAAUAAGCAAUGCUUCCCAUCCGGUUUUUUGAUGAAGCCUCAGGCACCAUGCCAAAAAUAACUUAAAGGGAUUUUUGUUAACUAACAAAAGUUAAAGUUGUUUAACAUAUUUAUAAUUACUAUGUGUCUGUAUUAUUAAAAAAAAGAAAAACCCGUGUGUCUUUAUUAUACUGUAUAAAAGUCCUUGAAGCUCUGAAUGUUUAAAAACCCCACAGACAAGAUUUGUAAUGUUUUAACUCCGUCUUAUAUUUUUAAGCUCCUUUAGAUAAAUUUGCUGCAAUUUUUUUGCAUUUGAUCCUCUACUGACAGGUUGAAAAAUAUGUUGUAAUAAUCCAUGGUUUUGAAUGUAAAAUAUAUACGAUGUCGUUAAUACUUUUUCUAAAUGUUUAGUUUUUUAAAUUGUAUAAUAAUUCAAACUUAUGUUGAUAGUGCAGGUGAUAAAUAAUGCUAGACCUUUUUCUUUUCUUUUUUUUUUGAGACGGAGUUUCGCUCUUGUUACCCAGGCUGGAGUGCAAUGGCGCGAUCUUGGCUCACUGCAACCUCCGCCUCCUGGGUUCAGGCAAUUCUCCUGCCUCAGCCUCCUGAGUAGCUGGGAUUACAGGCACGCGACACCAUGCCCAGCUAAUUUUUUGUAUUUUUAGUAGAGACGGGGUUUCACCAUGUUGACCAGGAUGGUCUCGAUAUCCUGACCUCGUGAUCCACCCGCCUUGGCCUCCCAAAGUGCUGGGAUUACAGGCAUGAGCCACCGCGCCUGGCUGCUAGACCUUUUUCAUACACUUAAUAAUACUGUUAUUGCAAUUCACGUACAAAGUAUCUGAUUUUAAAGUGCUGAAUUCAUUUAUUUUUUUCAGAAUUGGGGUUAAGAAAAUAACCAAAGAGUAUAGAAUUUAAUAAGUGUUUUUGAUGCUUUAGAAGCUGCUAUCCUGACUGAGGUUUUAAUUUAUCUUUUAAUUGAAUAUAAGGGACGUUCCAGUAAGGUUUUCUACAAACUACAUAUUUAUUAAGGUUCAUAGAGACCUAGAGAUACAGUGUCUAUGGCUUCCUUUAUUAUUCUAAAGUAGUGUAAGGGUUAAUAACAAUAGCAGUAAUAAUUUUUGCUGCUAUUUUUUAAAUUUAAUGUUCCAAGCUGGAAAUUUCAUUUCAAAUAUGUUUCAAUGUAUCUCUAAUACUUUGAAGAUUUACUAUAUGGCUUACUCAGAGCACUUAAGAUUAUCACAGCCUAUAUUGUGGAUUCCUUUCCUUCUUUUUAUUUUCUCCCUCUUUCUUCCCUAAAUAAAAGAUUUACUGCUGACCAUUA
Molecule: messenger RNA, 2005 nt
Organism: Callithrix jacchus (white-tufted-ear marmoset)
Lineage: Eukaryota; Metazoa; Chordata; Mammalia; Primates; Cebidae
Gene: AP1S3
Product: adaptor related protein complex 1 subunit sigma 3
Biological process (GO): intracellular protein transport; vesicle-mediated transport
Cellular component (GO): membrane coat; AP-1 adaptor complex
Molecular function (GO): clathrin-cargo adaptor activity
Source: RefSeq, a predicted model, not a curated record